Molecule: messenger RNA, 1128 nt
Organism: Callorhinchus milii (elephant shark)
Lineage: Eukaryota; Metazoa; Chordata; Chondrichthyes; Chimaeriformes; Callorhinchidae
Gene: tmtops3a
Product: teleost multiple tissue opsin 3a
Biological process (GO): visual perception; G protein-coupled receptor signaling pathway
Cellular component (GO): membrane; photoreceptor outer segment
Molecular function (GO): G protein-coupled receptor activity
Source: RefSeq, a predicted model, not a curated record
AUGGCUCACAGCGCUAACAUCAGCACUACUCUCAACGCUUCCGACCAUGCCCCAAACCUGGCAGGUUUGAGUCAAUCGGGACACACGACGGUGGCAGUGUUCCUGGGCAUCAUUCUGGUCCUGGGCUGCGUUAACAACCUGUUGGUGUUGCUCCUAUUCGUGUGCUUCAAGGAGAUCAGGACCCCGCUCAACAUGAUCUUGUUGAACAUCAGCCUCAGUGACUUGUCGGUGUGUGUUUUUGGGACUCCCUUCAGUUUUGCUGCCAGUAUCUACAGACGAUGGCUUAUUGGGCACAAAGGUUGCAAAUGGUAUGGCUUUGCCAACUCUUUAUUCGGGAUUGUGUCCUUGAUAUCGCUUUCAUUAUUGUCAUAUGAACGAUAUGCUACAGUUUUGAAGUCCACAAAAGCAGAUUCAACCAACUAUAAAAAAGCCUGGGUGUACAUUGCAUUUUCGUGGUUCUAUUCUCUGGUGUGGACUUUGCCACCUCUCUUUGGUUGGAGCAAGUAUGGCCCUGAAGGAUAUGGGACCACAUGUUCAGUUAUAUGGCAUUUGAGAUCACCAAAUAAUGCAUCCUACAUCAUUUGUCUUUUCCUUUUCUGUCUCAUUCUACCAGUCCUGCUUAUGGCAUAUUGUUAUGGAAGAAUUAUCCAAGCAAUCAGAGGAGUUGGCAAGAUUAAUCAGAUGACAGCACAAACACGAGAACACCGCAUUCUCCUCAUGGUGAUUUCCAUGGUAACCUUUUACCUUCUGUGCUGGUUACCCUAUGGUACAGUGGCUUUGAUUGGAACAUUUGGCAAUGCGGAUCUUAUCACACCAACAUGCAGUGUUAUCCCAUCGAUCCUGGCAAAAAGUAGCACCGUAAUUAACCCAGUUAUCUACGUCAUAAUGAACAAACAGUUUUACAGGUGUUUUGUAACAUUGUUGAGAUGUAACACGCCCCAACCUUACACCAAUAAAAAUUCUAAACAAAACAAAGACUUACAGCUGACCAGCAGGAUGCGGGAUAUGAUGCAGAUGUGUCUACCCUCUUCACGGUUAUCAGAUGGCAGAAAGCCAAGGGAACGACAUGUGGAGAACUCGUCUAAAGAGGAGCGCACAUUGGUUUUAGGAGCUCGUCAUAACAGAUAA